Oryza sativa Japonica Group (Japanese rice) is the source of this 2421-nucleotide messenger RNA. RefSeq names its product receptor-like protein 52. Gene Ontology annotation, molecular function: protein binding. NCBI's taxonomy places the organism in Eukaryota, Viridiplantae, Streptophyta, Magnoliopsida, Poales, Poaceae. The record is from RefSeq and is a predicted model, not a curated record.
CUCACCCCACAAUCGAGAUGAAACGGAGGAAGCCGCGGCGCGCCGUCGCUCGCCGGCGCCGCCACGGUCCGGGGGACGGACGUCGGCCGGCGCGCGCGCCCGUCAUGCCUCCGCCCCAGGCGCCCCCGCGCGCGGCCUGCGUCUCCACUUCCAAGGGCUCUUGCCGGCUGCCCCUGUCGGCGGCGGGCGGUUGCCCUCGCCGUUCCCCUCGACCGGCGGCGAUUUGUGGCGAAGAAGCUCCUGUCCAGGUGAACAGCAAGCAUCCUUUCGGCCGGCGCCUUGGUCUAUCUGUUGGUGUCCUGCCGCCGACGAAGAAAACCCAAGAUCACUGUGUCCUCAACUAAGAGCUACCUUCCUGUGCUUGAGAUCUUAAAGAUUCCCCUUCAUAUUACGCAGUAAGUUGGUGUAACUAAAUGCAGCUGCAUCGUGCGCCACUCUUCCGAUUUGUAGCUCCAGAAUACAAAAGAGGGGCGUUAUUGGAUCUCAAGACUUGCCUCACCUGGCCGCCAUUUGCAAGGGAACAAUGUCGAACACUUGCCUCCUCCCAGUUGUAAUCGGCGGCGUCCUCCUCCUCUCCGCCGGCGAAUGCAGCUCCCAGCUCGCCUCCGGCGACCGCGACACGCUCGUGGCUAUCAGGAAAGGGUGGGGGAACCCCCGCCGCCUUGCGUCGUGGGAUCCCGACUCCGCCAGCGACCACUGUAGCUGGGAUGGGGUGACGUGCUCUGACGGCGGCGGCGGUGGGGGGGUGGUGACGGAGCUAUCCUUGUCUGACAUGAAGCUCACCUGGACGCUGCCCGCGGCGAUGUGCGACUUCGUGAACCUGACUCGGCUCGACCUCUCCAACACCGGCCUCCCCGGCACCUUCCCCGGCGCGACGCUCUACCGAUGCUCCCAGCUCCGGUUCCUCGACCUCGCCAACAACACCCUCCACGGCGCCCUCCCGCGUGACAUCGGCAACCUGUCCCCGGUGAUGGAGCACCUCAACCUGUCGUGGAACAGCUUCUCCGGCGCCGUGCCGCCCGGGGUGGCGGCGCUCCCGGCGCUCAAGUCGCUGCACCUCAACAGCAACCGGUUCACAGGGGUGUACCCGGCGGCCGAGAUAGGCAAGCUCGCCGGCCUCGAGUGCCUCACGCUGGCCGACAACGCGUUCGCGCCGGCGCCCGUGCCGGUGGCGUUCGCCAAGCUGACCAAGCUCACCUAUCUUUGGAUGUCAGAUAUGAGCAUCAUCGGCGAGAUUCCGGAGGCGCUCUCCAGCCUCACUGAGCUUACGCUGCUCGACCUGUCUUCGAACAACCUCACCGGUGCAAUUCCGGCCUGGGUGUGGCGGCAUGAGAAGCUCGAGUGCCUCUACCUGUUCAACAACAGCCUCACGGGCGAGCUGCCACGCAACGUCAUGACGGAGAAUCUGAUUGAGAUCGUCUUGUCUAUGAACCAGCUCAGAGGAGAAAUGUCGGAGGAUUUUGGUAACCUCAGGAACCUCACUUUGCUUUCUCUUUACAUGAACAACCUCACCGGCACGAUCCCGGCGAGCAUUGGGCUGCUUCCCAAGCUCAGCACCAUCUGGCUGGAUAACAACAAUCUCUUCGGCGAGCUGCCACCAGAACUCGGGAAGCACUCACCGCUCAGCAGCAUCGGUAUCUCCAACAACAACCUCUCCGGUCCGCUCCCGGAAACGCUAUGCGCCAACGGGGAGCUCUACGGCAUUUACGCCUCCAACAACAACUUCUCUCGCAAUCUCCCGGCUAAUCUCGGGGACUGUGUUCUGCUGCAGGAACUCGUGCUCGACAACAACCGAUUCUCCGGCGACUUCCCGGAGAAGAUAUGGCUGCUCCCAGAGCUAGAAAUUGUAAUGAUACCGAACAACUUCACCGGAGUCCUGCCAGCCGUGCUAUCGUCCAAUAUCCAGCACAUUGAGAUGGGGAACAACAUGUUCUCCGGCUCUAUCCCGAGGACAGCGAUCGGUCUGCUUGUUUUCACGGCGGAGAACAACCAGCUGGACGGUGAGCUCCCGGCCGACAUGAGCAAGCUCGCCAACCUAAUUGAAUUGAAAGUGCCUGAUAAUCGUAUAACUGGUCCGAUACCUGCAUCCAUCAAGCUGUUGCUGAACCUAAAAAGUCUUAACUUGUCUGGUAACCAACUGAUUGGUGCCAUAUCUUAAUGUUCCUAUCUCUCUCUGUGCAGUUUGCAGUUGUGUCACUGAUAUAUGAGCCAUAGCAAAGUGGGUCCACAUGUUAGUGACGCAACUGCAAAAUGUAUAAAGUCAGAGGAUCCACUUCCGAGUCCGGAUUUAUACUUUGUAUGCUAGGUCAUCAACCAGCGCAAUAUAUAUGAUCAUUAUGUUUUCAAUUUUUUCUCAAGCUUCCAAAUGAUUGUACUAUCAAAUCUAUUAUAUUAUUAAAGGAAUAGAAAAAGGAGCCUCCA